GCCACUGUGGAUUAUCAAAAGCUUUAGAGAAGCUCCUUCCUCGGGCUCCUCGGACGACACAGAGGGGGUCGGUCUCACAAACUUGUCCGACACAACAACAAUGAAAAUGUCAGCGGCAGAGAUCUGCCAGAUACUCAAGGAGGGAGAGCUGGAGAAGAGGAGCGACAACCUGCUCCAGUUCUGGAAGAGGAAGACGUGCGUCCUGACCACGGACAGCCUCAACAUUUACGCAGACACGCAGAAGCGCACCAAGGGCAAGGAGCUCAAGCUGCAGUCCAUCAAGAAGGUGGACUGCGUGGAGCGCACCGGCAAGUUCGUCUAUUUCACCAUCGUAACCACAGACAAUAAGGAGAUCGAUUUCCGGUGCUCUGGAGAAGAGAACUGCUGGAAUGCGGUGAUCACCAUGGCCCUGAUUGAUUACCAGAACAGAAAGGCCAUCCAGGACUUUAAAACGCGGCAGGACAAUGAGAGUGCUUCGCCCGGACAACAGGAGAGGCGCAUGGCGAGGGCGCCCUGAGCCGCUGUGGGGGGACUCUGUGGCACUUAACCACUCCUAAUAUGUGUCUAUAUGGACCAUAAAGAAAUAAUACGCGGACCAAAAGGAAGACGAGGUCACCCGGUCCAGAGAUGAAGGAUUGUUCAGGACUGAGCUCUCGGAGGAUUGUUCAGGACUGAGCUCUGGACAACUGAUCUAAACCGACAGACAGAGAGAUUUUCAGAAGCUCAAACACGCAGGACUGAACCCUUGAAUUGUCAAAACUAUUUCAAGUUUGCUCUCCAGGGAGGAAUGACUCCUAAAACCAUGAUGUUAAUUUAUUUGUUUCCAGAAUAUGGUGUUACUGGCAAACAGCUUGUGUUGUUUAAAUUAUUUACUAUUUCAAUGUGUGUUGAGUGUGUCAGUGUAUUUAUUUGAAUAAAUAUUCAUGCAUUUUUGACAUAA
Toxotes jaculatrix (banded archerfish) is the source of this 940-nucleotide messenger RNA. RefSeq names its product pleckstrin homology-like domain, family A, member 2 (gene phlda2). Gene Ontology annotation, molecular function: phosphatidylinositol phosphate binding. The record is from RefSeq and is a predicted model, not a curated record. The transcript has 2 exons. NCBI's taxonomy places the organism in Eukaryota, Metazoa, Chordata, Actinopteri, Toxotidae. Bases 101 to 517 code for a protein of 138 amino acids. Gene Ontology annotation, biological process: positive regulation of apoptotic process.